AUGUAUCCAGCACAUAACCCAACAAUUCCAAAUCAGAAAAAAAAGCAUCGGAAUCCAUUUACUUUUUUAUUUAAUAAACAAUAUAAAAGUACUCCAACCAUGUCAAUUCCGGCCGAAAAGCAAGGUCUUUUCGGGGCAUCUCUCUGCGAGGCUUUGAAAGUCGGGUCGACACUUUGGGGCCUAAAAGUGCCUGACCCAGUUGCUUUAUGUUUUCUUGAAAUUGAUAAACGAGGUUUAACAACAGAAGGUAUUUUUCGCCUAUCGGGUGCAACUUCCGAGGUCAUCUUACUUGAAGAUAAAAUCAACAUGUCUUCACCUGACGAGAGAAAGCAAAUCAAUGCAGACGAAUUCGAUAUUCAUACACUGACAAGUCUCGUAAAAAAAUAUCUGCGUGAGUUGCCUGAACCAGUCAUUCCAAACGAGUUUCAUGAGAAGUUUCAAGAUAUAGAUCUUUUACGUAAACGCCAAGGUUUAGAUAAACUCUCUUCAGUUAUUGUAAAGUUACCCUAUCAAAAUCGACAGUUGUUACAUGCUAUUCUGGUUAUGGCCUCAAAAAUCCAACAACAUGUUCAGUUAAACAUGAUGUGUCCUGAAGCAUUAGCUACAGUAUUUGCACCUGUCUGUACUGGAUUCGAACAAUCGUUAAAAGAUACAAUGAGAGUAUCCAAUUCUAGCUCAACUAGUUCUACAUUUAAAAAGCAGCGAAAGCAUAGCAGUAACGAACAAAUAUUGAAUUCAAGCGAGAUAAUUGAAAAGCAUAUCAAAAGAAAUAAGAAUUGGACAAACAUUUGGAAAUUUAUGAUCGAACAACAUGCAAGUUUAAUUAGUACUUUGGAUAAACAGAAUUCAGAAUUUAAAGAAAACAAUCGAUUCAAUCAGGAAUCCACUUGGAAUAAAAAGCAAGUUCAUUAUAGCCAUCAUCAACAACAUUUGAAUAGGUCGUUACCUUCGCCAUUUUCUACUUGUGGGAGUACGCCACCUUUACCAAGUGAAAUUAUUAUGGAUCAGUUCUACCCCAUGAACCAAAAUAGUAUACCAAUUGUUCAGCCGACAGCUAAAAGAACUCCUCGUCAACCUUCUGUAACACCAUCUUUUGAAGACCCAAAAUCCAAUUCCAUCUCAAAAAAAACUUAUUUUUUUCAAAAAUCAAACACAAUAAGAAAAAUAUUAUCGGCUAGCACAUUAAGAUAA
This is a messenger RNA of Mucor mucedo, 1191 nucleotides long. Its product is annotated as Rho GTPase activation protein. The record is from RefSeq and is a predicted model, not a curated record. The coding region runs from base 1 to 1191 and encodes 396 amino acids. NCBI's taxonomy places the organism in Eukaryota, Fungi, Mucoromycota, Mucoromycetes, Mucorales, Mucoraceae. The transcript has 4 exons. Gene Ontology annotation, biological process: regulation of GTPase activity; signal transduction. Gene Ontology annotation, cellular component: cytoplasm.